CUACUGUCAGCCGGCUGCAUAGCCGCAGCUGUCAUGGAUUUGCCAAUAUGGUUUGUGGUUGCUACAGUGCUCCUAGCAGCAGCACAAGCUGAUAAAACUGUUGAAGAUUCUCAGAAGUUGGAUGAAAGCAAGUCUGUUCAAAAACAACAUAAACGAGAACACACAGGGUUAUCACCACCCCCGCCCCCUCCUCCGCCGACCCAGGUGACUCUCCCAAAUCAGCAUCAACAGCAGCCUCAUCAAGUGCAUGGUCCCCGUUAUGUCAUGAAAGAUAUGAUAGUGUACUUAACACCAUCUCAAAUCAAAGCUUUACAAACAGGACAAGGUGCCCUAAAGGUACUACCUCAGUCACAACCUCAAUCUCGACCUCAACCACAGCUGCCACAUUUUAUGCAGAAGUUAAUGCAACAAAAUACAUUGCAUCAAGAAGGCCAAUUAAUACAACGCGAAAUUGAAGCACAGGAGGCUAAUAGAAAGAACCGCUUGCAGCUACAGGAAAUAGUUGCAGGCGCACCUACAGAAAACUUAAACCACCACCAGCACCAACAAGAACAACAACAACAACAGGAACAACAACAGCAUCAACAAAUACUACAACAGCAACAAGAACAACAACAACAGCAUCAACAAAUACUACAACAGCAACAAGAACAACAACAGCUUCUUCUACUACAACAACAUCAACAAGAGCAACUGCAACAUUUACCCAAUAUUGAAUCGCAACACCAAGCACAAUUUCAAUUGGUAAAUCAAGAACAACAUUUGGCAUUGGUUCCACAGUUACAACUAAUUUCACAGCAACCGCACGAGGAAGCGUUGCUAACUCAUGAAAAGCAAUAUCAUAAACCCCUGUUCUUUAUAUUACCUCAAAUCAAACCAGUCGGGAAUAAAAACUUGCAAUUGUUUCUCAAUCCUACUAACCAAAAUGACGCACAGCAACAAUUACUUCUUCUUCAUAAAAAUAAUCCUGUGCAACACUUAAAUCACCAUAAUUUCAAUUUCAUUCCAUAUGAAUACGGUGCAGAAAAUGAGCUGGAAGCUAAAAAAAUUUUUAUUGCCCAUUUGGAAAACCAGUUAGACGCUUAUAGACUUAAUGCCCACCAACUAGAUGCACAGCAGCUGGAAGCAUCAGACCAACGACAACAAUAUCAUCAAAUCACAUCGGAACCAUUAGACACUCAUCAAGUUGAUUUAGAAACACAACAUAAAGCUCACCAGUUUGAAAGUCAAUUAGAAGCUCACCAACUGCACGCUGCUCAUCAUGUAGAAAAUCAACACUUAGAUGCUCAUCACUUGCAAGAAGUACAAAAACCUCAUCUCUUAGACGAAACAGAAAAAUUGCCGACAGCACUUCCACUCACAGCAAGUUUUAAGAGUCAAUUAAAGGGUACUCCUCAACUAGACACUCAUCACUUCAAGAUAGAUGAGCUUCCAACUUUACAGGAAUUUCAAAUGAAAGAAAUAUUGGAGGCUCAAAAGCUCAAAAAACAAAUACAAGCGCAGGAAAACGAAGCUAAAAAACUCGAUGAUCAGUUAAAAGCUGAAGAACUCAAAGUUGAAGAUCUAAAGGAAGAACAAGAACAGUUAAAGUUAUCUCGUGAAUUAAAUGCAAAGAAGAAUGAAUUCCAUUCUGUAUUAAAUCCUUUGGUGCAACAUCACAAUAUUUUGAAUAUAUUAAAAGAACCUACAAAUUUUUCACCACCAGAGCUUGAGAAAGGUUUUGUACCAAUCGAAUACACACCAAAAGAUAACCAAGAAAAGUAUGCAAGAGAGAUAGAAAAGAUACUGUUGGAAAAUCAAAUAGAUAAACAAAAAGCACUUACUCAAGCUGCUGCUAUUGCCAAUCAGCCGCCUGUGGUAGUAAAGCAAGAAAUAAUAAAACAUGUAAAAUUACCAAUACCUGCUCCAUAUAUUGUGAGAAUUCCUGAACCUUUCGAGGUCAAAGUGCCCCAGCCAUACCCUGUGCCAUUGGAGAUUAUAAGACAUGUUCCAUAUCCGGUAGUGAAAGUCGAACAGGUAGAAGUAGAAAAGCGCGUGCCCGUUGAAGUAGAAAAACGUGUCCCUUAUACAGUUGAGAAAAAAGUUUUCGUUAAAGUGAACAAACCAUACGUUGUGAAGCGGAUUGUGCCAGUGGGAGUGAAAAAGACAGUACCUAUAGAAAUUCCAGUUAGAAAUAAAAAUCAAAAAUUAUCCAUAAUUAAACACAUUUGGGAGCACUGAUAAUUUAGGCCACUUGUAGUGUUUUUAAUAUUGUACAUAUAGUUGAUAUUUCUUAGUGAUAUAGUACAAAUGACACUUAUUAUGUGAAGGUGGUUAAUUAAACUAAAUUCGACUGAUGAUGAAGAUAAGACAAUUCAAGGUGAUAAAAUAAUACGUUUUUUAAGGUUUGUUCUCUUUAAUAAAGAGC
This is a messenger RNA of Hyposmocoma kahamanoa, 2407 nucleotides long. RefSeq names its product signal transducer and activator of transcription C-like. The coding region runs from base 34 to 2220 and encodes 728 amino acids. Lineage: Eukaryota; Metazoa; Arthropoda; Insecta; Lepidoptera; Cosmopterigidae. The record is from RefSeq and is a predicted model, not a curated record. The transcript has 2 exons.